AUGCGCACUCAAAACUACCCAAAGUUUGGGUGCCCCAUUUUUCCGAAAGCAACCGAAGAACCGAGACCCACUGACAUAUACUACAACUGCAAGAAGUGUCCCUAUAAAAGCAAGUUUUUGUUUGUUAUCAGAAACCAUACACGAAACCACGUGGAAAAGGUAUUUGAUUGUGCAGACGAACUCCAACCGUACACGUGUCACGAAUGUGGAAACUAUGGCACGUGGUUUCUGGAACAUUUAAAAAACCACCUUCGAGAGAAACAUCCACAGUCAAACCAUAAAACGUGUUCAGAGCUUCAAGUAAAGAUCGAAUGUGAAUCCAUUGGUACAAACCCACCACAAAUAAAGUGGUUACAAUGCAAACACUGUCCUCGAAAAUUUAAACUAGAAGAAACCCUAGAGAAACACAUGGUUAAGCAUAAUCAGAAAACGCGAGUAAUGCGAAGACGCAGAUUACUUAAACGUGGAACUGGAAAGGUAAAGAAAUUUCGGUAUUUCCCCGGUACGCAGUACCCAUACAUUAACAAAAGUCACACUUACUGCGCGUAUCUGACCUAUGGUCAGUCACGCCUGCGCAAACGCGACACCAAAAUGAAGUGGGUGCUACAUCGAGCCAAGUAUGACUGGCUGAAGACAAAGUCUGAUUUUAAGUCACCAACAAAGAAAAACUUCAAGUGUACGUCUUGUGAUUUUGAAAGUGUGGAACUUGGAGAAUUGGGGGACCACAUGGUUGGCAAGCAUGUUGCAAGAGAGACCGUAACUAACUUCAUGUGUGAGCUUUGUCUGUAUAUCACUGUGGAUAAACAGGAUUUGGAAGGACAUGUCUUGGAGAAACACGUGGAUCCACAGGAAACUGAUUGGUUCAUUUGCGAAAUGUGUUCGAAGAAGUUUAGGCAGAGAGAAGAUCUCAAAAAACAUGUGUUUGAUGGGCAUAUUCUGUAA
Zophobas morio is the source of this 942-nucleotide messenger RNA. RefSeq names its product zinc finger Y-chromosomal protein 1-like. The transcript has a single exon. Bases 1 to 942 code for a protein of 313 amino acids. Lineage: Eukaryota; Metazoa; Arthropoda; Insecta; Coleoptera; Tenebrionidae. The record is from RefSeq and is a predicted model, not a curated record. Gene Ontology annotation, cellular component: nucleus. Gene Ontology annotation, biological process: positive regulation of transcription by RNA polymerase II.